Molecule: messenger RNA, 2201 nt
Organism: Vanrija pseudolonga
Lineage: Eukaryota; Fungi; Basidiomycota; Tremellomycetes; Trichosporonales; Trichosporonaceae
Gene: PRD1
Product: Saccharolysin
Exons: 9
Coding region: 59-2155 (698 amino acids)
Biological process (GO): peptide metabolic process; proteolysis
Cellular component (GO): mitochondrial intermembrane space
Molecular function (GO): metalloendopeptidase activity
Source: RefSeq, a predicted model, not a curated record
CCGCAUCACACCAACCCGCGCCUUCUACACGAUUGCGCUCUUGCCGUUACUCUUGUUGAUGCUGCGCUCAUUCUCUCGUCUAGUACUCCCAGCAAGCCGCACUCUCUUCACAAUGUCGACGACAAAGGCCUACCCCAAGCCCCCCAUUGCGCCGCCCAACUGGUCGUACACGCCCGAGAGCGUCAAGGCCGCCGUGGACAAGUACAUCUCCAACACGCAGCAGCUGCUCGACGACGUCGCCGCCCUCCCCAAGGGACAGCGCACUUUCGACUCGGUCGUGCGCCGUAUCGCCCUCGAGGACGCCGUCGCGGACCGCGAGACUGAGCCGUCGCUAUUCCUGCAGUACGUGCACGAGGACGAGGCCGUGCGCAAUGCGUCGGUGGACGGCGACAAGGCUAUCCAGGAGUUCGGCCUCAAGGCCAUCGCCCGCGAGGACAUCUACGAGGCCCUCCUUGACGUUGAGGCCGCCGGUGGCAAGCUCAACGCCGAGGAGCAGCGCCUGCUCGACCGCAUGAUCCGCGACCGCAAGCGCAACGGUCUCGGCCUGCCCAAGGACAAGCGCGACGAGCUGCUCGCGCUCCAGACCAAGAUCAUGGGCCUCGAGGUCGACUUCCAGCGCGCGUGCAACGAGGAGAAGGGCAGCCUGCUGUUCACAAAGGAGGAGCUCGAGGGCGUGCCCGAGACCGUGUUGGAGGGGUACACCAAGGAGGGCGACAAGUACAAGGUUACCUUCAAGACCCCCGACAUCGUUCCCAUCUUCCAGUACGCCGACGUGCCCGCCACCCGCCGCAAGGCCCAGCUCGGCUACGAGGGCAAGACGAUCAAGAACGCUCCUGUGCUCGACGAGGUGGUCAAGCUCCGCCGCAAGGUCGCUGAGCUCCUCGGGUUCGACAACUUUGCCGACUACGUCCUUGACAUCAAGAUGGCCAAGGACUCCAAGACGGUGCUCAACUUCCUCAACGACCUGCAGGAGAAGCUCACGCCGCUCGGCGAGGCGGAGAAGGCAAAGUUCCUCAAGGUCAAGAAGGCCGAGCACGAGAAGCGCGGCUGGCCAGUCGAGAACGAGCUCUAUCUCUGGGACUACCGCUACUACGACCGUCUGACCACCGAGCGCGACCUGGCGCUCGAUGACAACAAGGUCAAGGAGUACUUCCCCGUCGACAAGGUCGUGCCCACCAUCCUGGACAUCUACCGCCAGCUGCUCUCGGUUCAGUUCUACCCCGUCCCCCGCGACGACGAGCACGGCGGCAAGACGUGGCACAAGGACGCCGAGGCGUACGCCGUCUGGGACGCGCCCAAGGACGGCAAGGAGACGUUCCUCGGAUACAUGUACCUCGACCUCUUCCCCCGCGAGAACAAGUACGGCCACGCGGCGGUCUGGGGCCUCAUCCCAGGCUCCACCAAGGCCGACGGCUCGCGCUCGUACCCUACCGUGUGCAUGGUUGCCAACCUCGCCAAGCCUACACCUACUCGUCCCGCGCUGAUGAAGCACGACGACGUGGUGACCUUCUUCCACGAGAUGGGCCACGCGUUCCACGGCCUCUGCUCGUCCACCCAGUUCUCGCGCUUCCACGGCACGCACGUCUCGCGUGAUUUCGUCGAGGCCCCCUCGCAGAUGCUCGAGAACUGGUGCUGGCUGCCCGAGCAGCUCAAGACCAUGUCGGAGCACUACGAGACGCACGAGCACCUCCCCGACGACCUGAUUGCCAGCAUUGUCAAGAGCAAGAACCUCAACCAGGGCUUGUUCAACCUGCGUCAGCUCUUCUUCGGCCUCUACGACAUGACCCUCCACACGUCCAAGGACGACCUCGACCUCACCAAGCUCUGGUGCGACUUGCGCGAGAAGACGUCCCUCGUCUCCACGGACGGCGAGUACGUCGGCGGCCAGAGCGGCUUUGCGCACAUUGUUGGUGGCUACGCCGCCGGCUACUACGGCUACCUCUACUCGCUCGUCUUUGCCGCCGACAUGUUCGAGUCGGUGUUCAGCGCCGACCCGAUGAACCCUGCCAACGGACUCAAGUACCGCGCCGAGAUCCUCGGCCCUGGCGGUAGCCGCGACGAGGCCGAGUCGCUGCGCAAGUUCCUCGGCCGCGACCCCAACAACAAGGCGUUCUUGAAGCAGCUGCUGAGUGGGGCCGAGACAGCCAAGCUGUAGUAGUAAAGUUCAGGGGAAAGGAAAGCAUGAAGCAUGCACCAUGGCG